Messenger RNA from Pecten maximus, 903 nucleotides. Its product is annotated as cyclin-dependent kinase 11A-like. The transcript is spliced from 7 exons. Lineage: Eukaryota; Metazoa; Mollusca; Bivalvia; Pectinida; Pectinidae. Bases 1 to 903 code for a protein of 300 amino acids. The record is from RefSeq and is a predicted model, not a curated record.
AUGAAGUCACCAGAGCCAGAGCGGUCAAGGCCCCGUGGUCCACACACACCUGAGGAGGAAUAUCCACAUGAGGUGGAGGAUAUGGAUGAGGAGGAGGAUGAAGAGGAGGAAGAGGACCAUGUCACAUCCUCCCACGAGGGGCUUGCUGAAGGCAGUGACGCCCACAGUGGCGACUCGGACGUAUCUGUCGAGGAGGAGGACAGCGAAUCUGAUUCUGAUUCAGGAAGUGGCAGUAGUAACUCCAACAUUGGUAGCGAGGACAGCCACCAAAAACACAGUGACAUGGAAGACGACUCCCAUCAUCAGGAUCCCAUGAAAGAUAAUUUAAGGUCAAUAUUUGAUGAUGAUGAGGAAGAUGAAGAGUCGGACCCUGAGAGCGCUGCAUCCUCCGCGCACGUGUCGGAACAGCACCAGGAUGAACGAAUGUACCUACAAGACACGCCCCCGCAGUCUCCCGUGGAGCUGGCACCGGACCUCCCGCCAUACCUCCCCGCAAUCCAGGGCUGUCGUAAUGUUGAAGAGUUCCACUGUCUUAAUCGCAUCGAAGAAGGAACUUAUGGUGUUGUGUAUAGGGCAAGGGACAAAAAGACAGGAUCCUCACGUAGUGGCCAUGGUUACAGUCGUGAGCCACAGAGAUCCAGAAAACAGGAUAUGAGGGAGCGAGAGGUCAGAGAUACAAGGGAUAGUUAUCGCGAAUCUAAAGAGAAGGAACGAGAGCGUCGAGUCAAGGAGGAAGAGAAGAGGCAAAAAUCUCGUAUAGAGAGAGAAAGGUUGGAAAGAUUGGAGAGAGAAAAGGAAAGAGACAGAAUAAGAGAAACAAGGGAGCGUAAAGAAUUAGAAAGACGAAAACAAAGAGGAGGAGGAACGAGAAAAAGCAAGAGCAGAGGCUCUAUACAGACGUGA